Clunio marinus is the source of this 1296-nucleotide messenger RNA. The record is from the annotation of a GenBank genome assembly. NCBI's taxonomy places the organism in Eukaryota, Metazoa, Arthropoda, Insecta, Diptera, Chironomidae.
AUGAUUAUUAGUCGUAUAAGAUCUGUAUCAUUUCUUCGUCCAAUUAAUAACUAUCGAAGUUAUUCUUACAAACCAAUAAGUCGACCUCAGAUAAAUUCAUUAGUCAACAAAUCUUAUAUUGACAAAAAACUGAAUAAGUUUACAUUGAAAGAAAUUCUGAAAACAAAAAUUGAAAUGUCUGGGCCAUUAACCGUUGCUUCAUAUAUGACAGAAAUAUUGACAAAUCCUGAAAGUGGCUACUACAUGUCUCGUGAUGUUUUUGGUCAAAAAGGAGAUUUUAUAACAUCACCAGAAAUCGGUCAAAUAUUUGGUGAGAUGAUAGCUAUUUGGUGCCUCACAGAAUAUCAGAAAAUUGGAUCACCACUUCCUCUGCAGAUCAUUGAACUUGGCCCAGGAAGAGCUACACUAAUACAAGACUUCUUGCGAGUUUUUGAUAAAUUCAAAGUCAGCAAAAAGUUAACAAUUCAUCUUGUUGAAUUGAGUCCUUAUUUAAGUACAAUGCAAGCACAAAAACUUUGUUAUUCUUCCUCAAAAAUGGAUCAAGAAAGCGGACUUCCAUACUAUCAAACAGGAGAAACUCUUGGAGGUGUACGAAUAUUUUGGUACCGCAGAAUUGAAGAUAUUCCCAAAGAAUUCUCCAUAAUCUUAGCACACGAGUUUUUCGAUGUCCUUCCAAUUCACAAACUUCAAAGAGAUGGAUCAUGUUGGAAAGAAAUUCUUGUCGAUAAAGAUCCAACAGAUGUCAAUAAGUUUCGUUACGUUUUAUCAAGGAAUGAAACUCCAGUUUCAAAAUUAUUCUCAUCGAUGAGGCCCAAUGAGAAACGAAAUCAUGUCGAAAUUUCUUUACAAUCUGAUUUGAUUGCACAACAAAUUGCUGAAAGAAUUGAGAGUUUUGGAGGAAUCGGUCUGAUAAUGGAUUAUGGCCAUGAAGGAGAGAAGGAAGAUACAUUUAGAGCUUUUAAAAAUCAUCAACUUUGUGAUGCUCUUCAUGAACCUGGAUCAGCUGACAUCACAGCUGAUGUUGACUUUAAAAAUUUGAAAAACAUUUUACAAACUGAUGAUAAAGUAAUUGCUUUUGGUCCCGUUGAACAAGGAACAUUUCUGAAAAGAAUGGGAGCAGAUGUUCGUCUAGAAAAGCUGCUUGAGAAUUGUGAAGAAAGCGAAAUCGAAAAUUUAAAGACAGGCUUAGAUAUGUUAAUUAAUCCACAAAAAAUGGGAUCUCGUUUUAAGUUUCUCUCUGUUUUCCCUCAUGUCUUAAAAGAUCAUUUAGAUAAAUUUCCCGUAAUGGGUUUUUAG